This is a messenger RNA of Penicillium taxi, 432 nucleotides long. RefSeq names its product DNA-directed RNA polymerase core subunit RPB8. Gene Ontology annotation, cellular component: RNA polymerase I complex; RNA polymerase II, core complex; RNA polymerase III complex. Gene Ontology annotation, biological process: DNA-templated transcription. The transcript is spliced from 2 exons. NCBI's taxonomy places the organism in Eukaryota, Fungi, Ascomycota, Eurotiomycetes, Eurotiales, Aspergillaceae. The record is from RefSeq and is a predicted model, not a curated record. The coding region runs from base 1 to 432 and encodes 143 amino acids. Gene Ontology annotation, molecular function: DNA-directed RNA polymerase activity.
AUGGCCGACUCAAUCCUUUUCGAAGAUACCUUCACCAUUACCUCAGUCAAUAACCAAAAGUACGACUUUGUUUCGCGUUUGACUUGCACCUCCAACGAUGCGCUUAUGUCUUUCACUCUCGAUGUGAACACUCAGCUCUUCCCAUGCUCCGUGGGCGAAUCGUUGUCUUUGGCUCUGACCCCUACCUUGACCAUUGGCGGCAAGGAGGAAAGCCGCGCAAGCUGGAGAGAAGUCGCCGCCGGUGAUGUUUCACUCGCUAAUGACUGGGACUACGUCUGCCACGGCAAGGUGUAUCGGUUCGAAGAGGGCGCGACUAAGGAUACUAUGGCUGUCUUUGUGUCAUUUGGUGGAUUGCUGCUUAACUUGGAGGGUCCUUACAAGAAACUUUCUCCGCUGCGGAUCGACCACAUGUAUCUGCUCCUCAAGAAAUAG